This is a messenger RNA of Oryctolagus cuniculus (rabbit), 879 nucleotides long. RefSeq names its product voltage dependent anion channel 3 (gene VDAC3). Gene Ontology annotation, molecular function: voltage-gated monoatomic anion channel activity. Gene Ontology annotation, biological process: monoatomic anion transmembrane transport. Gene Ontology annotation, cellular component: mitochondrial outer membrane. The record is from RefSeq and is marked provisional. NCBI's taxonomy places the organism in Eukaryota, Metazoa, Chordata, Mammalia, Lagomorpha, Leporidae.
AUGUGUAACACACCGACUUACUGUGACCUAGGAAAGGCUGCCAAGGAUGUCUUCAACAAAGGAUACGGGUUUGGCAUGGUCAAAAUAGACCUGAGAACCAAGUCUUGUAGUGGAGUGGAAUUUUCUACUUCUGGUCAUGCUUACACUGAUACAGGAAAAGCGUCAGGCAACCUAGAGACCAAAUAUAAGGUCUGUAACUAUGGACUCACCUUCACCCAGAAAUGGAACACAGACAACACUCUGGGGACAGAAAUCUCUCUGGAGAAUAAGUUGGCUGAAGGAUUGAAACUGACUCUUGACACCAUAUUUGUACCAAACACAGGAAAGAAGAGUGGGAAAUUGAAGGCCUCCUAUAAACGGGAUUGUUUUAGUCUUGGAAGUAAUGUUGAUAUAGAUUUUUCUGGACCAACCAUCUAUGGCUGGGCUGUGUUGGCUUUUGAAGGUUGGCUUGCUGGCUAUCAGAUGAGUUUUGACACAGCCAAAUCCAAACUGUCACAGAAUAAUUUUGCCCUGGGUUACAAGGCUGCAGACUUCCAGCUGCACACUCAUGUAAACGAUGGCACUGAAUUCGGAGGUUCCAUCUACCAGAAGGUCAACGAGAAGAUUGAAACGUCAAUAAACCUCGCAUGGACGGCUGGCAGUAACAACACGCGUUUUGGCAUCGCAGCUAAAUACAAGCUGGAUUGUAGAACUUCUCUCUCUGCCAAAGUAAAUAACGCCAGCCUGAUUGGACUGGGUUAUACGCAGACCCUUCGACCAGGAGUCAAAUUGACCCUGUCCGCUUUAAUCGACGGGAAGAACUUCAACGCAGGAGGCCAUAAGGUUGGGCUGGGAUUUGAGCUGGAAGCCUAAUGUGGCUUUGAGUCAAGCAUCACAUUG